Gaeumannomyces tritici R3-111a-1 is the source of this 2979-nucleotide messenger RNA. RefSeq names its product carnitine O-acetyltransferase. Gene Ontology annotation, biological process: carnitine metabolic process. The transcript has 4 exons. The coding region runs from base 660 to 2621 and encodes 653 amino acids. Gene Ontology annotation, cellular component: peroxisome; mitochondrion. The record is from RefSeq and is a predicted model, not a curated record. NCBI's taxonomy places the organism in Eukaryota, Fungi, Ascomycota, Sordariomycetes, Magnaporthales, Magnaporthaceae. Gene Ontology annotation, molecular function: carnitine O-acetyltransferase activity.
AGCGCAAGCUAAGCCGAGCUACCUCGAUCGAUUUGACCUGCAUUGGGACGCGCAUGUAGGCCCCCUUGUGCACCCAGCUGGCACACGGGGCUGGGCAGCGCAAAGGAGGGCAGGGUGCGAGAUGACAGGCAGAGGCCGGUCGGUUCGUGACAAUUUCCCUGUGAGCUCGGUCGAGGGGGUGCAGGCGACCGCGCGGACGAGGCCAGAGAGUAGACAAAGAGGGCGGAAGACGGGAAGGGAUGGCCUGCCUUGUGUUCUACGGAGAGCAAUUGGGUUGUCCAAAUUGGCCAGCGAAUAAAAAGUGCCACACGCAGCUUCUCCCCGGGAGGCCAGCCUCGGCACACGUCUUGUCUCUGUCCCCAUUCUCCAGAUUUUUUUCCCUCUCCCACCGCAACCGCCCUGUUGCCCUUCCCAGAUUGCCCCCCCGCCAGCAACGUCAGCCAGGGCGCGUCGGGCCGGCCGCAGAGAGCGACGAGAGAGAGAGCAACGAGUCAAUUCGGCAGAUUCGGUUGCAACACAGCGACGGCCCAGGCUGCUGUCCCCACCUUGGACUCCCGGCUCUCUCCAGCGGCACCGUGUUUUAUAUCCCUACAAUACGUAGCUCCGCCCUCCGCCCGCCUUGCUAGAAAAAGGACAACCAGGGCCACACUACCGCAGCCAUGUUGGCCGCCUUUGCGAGAACCGAGUCUAGGACGACUCCGAUGCUGGUAAAAAGAAGCCGCCAACUCGGCCUGUCUCUGCAGAGAUAUAACCCGAGAAUCACAAUGGCUUCACCAAGCCGACGGAGCAACAGCAGCAGCUCCUCUCUCCCAGCAGGCUAUGCGGAGGACAAGUCAAAGGGAGCGAUGCUCCGCUUCCAGGACUCGCUGCCGCGACUCCCCGUGCCGACGCUGGAGGAGACGGCGAGCCGCUACCUGCGCACCCUGAAGCCGAUCCUGUCGCAGGCCGAGCUGGAGGCCAGCACCAGGGCCGUGCAGGAGUUCAUCAAGCCGGGCGGCGCGGGCGCCAAGCUGCAGGAGAAGCUGGUGGCCCGCCGCGAGGACCCCAAGCACCGCAACUGGCUGCACGAGUGGUGGAACGACGCCGCGUACCUCUCGUACCGCGACCCCGUCGUGCCCUACGUCAGCUACUUCUACUCGCACCGCGACGACCGCCGACGCCGCGACCCGGCCAAGCGCGCGGCCGCCAUCACCACGGCCGCCCUCGAGUUCAAGAAGCAGGUGGACGCGGGCAGCCUCGAGCCCGAGUACAUGAAGAAGCUGCCCAUCUGCAUGGACAGCUACAAGUGGAUGUUCAACGCCUCGCGCGUGGCCGCCAAGCCCGCCGACCACCCCGUCAAGUUCGACGCCGCCCAGCACAAGUACAUCGUGGCCAUCCGCAAGAACCGCUUCUACAAGAUCGAGUACGAGGUCGGCGGCAGGCAGCUCAACACGUCGGAGCUCGAGGCCCAGUUCCGCCGCGUCUACGAGCUCGCGGACCAGGAGGCGGCCGCCCGCGGCCCCGCCGUCGGCGCCCUGACGUCGGAGAACCGUGACGUCUGGACCGACGCCCGCGCCACGCUCCUGGCCGCGGCGCCCGGCAACGCCGCGGCGCUCGAGGCACUCGAGGCGUCGUCGUUCGUCGUCUGCCUCGACGACGCUAGCCCCGUGACGCUCGAGGAGCGCGCGCACGCCUACUGGCAUGGCGACGGCCAGAACCGCUGGUACGACAAGCCGCUGCAGUUCAUCGUCAACGACAACGGCACCUCGGGCUUCAUGGGCGAGCACAGCAUGAUGGACGGCACCCCGACGCACCGGCUCAACGACUUUGUCAACGACGUCAUCUUCAACAACAAGCUCGACUUCUCGGACCCAACCGUCCGCUCCGGCCUGCCCGACCCGGCCCAGGUCAAGUUCGCCGUCAGCGAGGACCUCAAGGGCGAGAUCGAGCGGGCCACGCGCGACUUCGCCGCCGUCAUCGGCCAGCACGAGCUCGCGGUGCAGGCCUACCAGGGAUACGGCAAGGGCCUGAUCAAGAAGUUCCGCUGCUCGCCCGACGCCUACGUGCAGAUGGUGAUCCAGCUGGCCUACCACAAGAUGUACGGCAAGAACAGGCCCACGUACGAGUCGGCCGCCACGCGCCGCUUCCAGCAGGGCCGCACCGAGACGUGCCGCUCCGUCAGCGAGGCCAGCGUGGCCUGGUGCUCCGCCAUGGCGGACCCGCAUGCCGCCGACGCCGACAGGGUGAGGCUGUUCCGCGCCGCCGUCGACUCCCACAUCGAGUACAUCGCGGCCGCCUCGGAUGGCAAGGGCGUCGACCGCCACCUCUUCGGGCUCAAGCGCCUCCUCGAGCCCGGCCAGGAGGUGCCCGCCAUCUACAAGGACCCGGCCUACGCCUACUCGAGCAGCUGGUACCUAUCCACCUCGCAGCUGAGCUCCGAGUACUUCAACGGCUACGGCUGGAGCCAGGUCAUCGAUGCGGGCUUUGGCAUCGCCUACAUGAUCAACGAGAACAGCAUCAACUUCAACAUCGUCUCCAAGGGCCUGGGGAGCCAAAAGAUGAGCUACUACCUCAGCGAGUCCGCCGGCGACAUGAGGGACCUGCUCAUGCCCACCCUCGAGGCGCCCAAGGCCAAGAUCUGAUGCGUCCAUGGCAUGGAUGAGGGAUAGGGGGGAACUGUCGAAGCACUGUUUCCAAUUUUGUCUUUGUAUUUGCGCUCUAGACAUUGUACUCAAGCGAUCUUCUUUUUGGAUUAUGGGGGUGUGACAAAAAACCGGUAUUUAUUCAGAGAGAGAGAGAGUGUGUGUGUGUGUGUGGCUCAGGGGCAUCCAUUAUAGCAUUUUUUUGUCUUCGUUUGCCGACUAGAUGGCGAGAUUUUGCACUGGUGUACUACUUCCUGUUCCAUCAAGAUCCUGGGAGGUUCUUCUUUCCCGUCCUGUUUGUGCUAGCCAUCUAGAUCAUAGAUAUCGCAUCGUUCUUCUCCAGAUAUCGCGCCUUUUC